Molecule: messenger RNA, 151 nt
Organism: Racocetra persica
Lineage: Eukaryota; Fungi; Glomeromycota; Glomeromycetes; Diversisporales; Gigasporaceae
Source: the annotation of a GenBank genome assembly
AUGUGGGGCUGUUGUAGAGAUGGGAUCCGUAUAUCCGUUCAGAUAAAACGGUGUUUAUCUGUAUCUGUUCAUCCGUUCUUGUCUAACCCCGGCAGAUAUUUGGAUAAACCGGAUAACAAAGAAUUAUUUCGUGCAGAUACUAAUGAUCAUG